Ricinus communis (castor bean) is the source of this 2017-nucleotide messenger RNA. Its product is annotated as polyadenylate-binding protein 7. Gene Ontology annotation, molecular function: RNA binding. Gene Ontology annotation, cellular component: ribonucleoprotein complex. Bases 230 to 2002 code for a protein of 590 amino acids. Lineage: Eukaryota; Viridiplantae; Streptophyta; Magnoliopsida; Malpighiales; Euphorbiaceae. The transcript is spliced from 9 exons. The record is from RefSeq and is a predicted model, not a curated record.
UGCGUCCAUGCAAAAUCUCCACACGCCACACCACAUCACCGUUCUCCUAAUCUUCCCAAAACACCAAAUCUUUUCCUUUUCCUUCCAAAAUUCGUUUCGCAUUUAAUCACUUAUUAACCCCAAACAAACCAAAAAACCGUAACAGAAACGCCACUCUCUCCCCCUCUAAAUUCACUGUUUUUAAUCUUUGUUAUUGUUACUUUCUAGUAACUGCAUUGUUCUUUGAAUAAUGGCGGUUCCAUCGACGAUAUCGGCGACGGCAACGGCGUCUCUUUACGUCGGUGAGCUACACUGCGACGUGAGUGAUGGACAACUUGUUGAUGCAUUCUCAGAGUUUAAUACUCUUGCGUCCGUUCGUGUUUGUAGAGACUCUUCUACUGGCAGGUCUCUUUGUUAUGGUUACGUCAACUUUAUCUCUCCUGAGGACGCUAUUCGGGCCAUUGAGACAAAGAAUCACACUCCCUUGAAUGGAAAGCUGAUGAGGGUCAUGUGGUCCCACCGUGAUCCUGAUGCAAGAAGAAAUGGAAUAGGAAAUGUGUAUGUUAAGAAUUUGAGUGAGUCAAUUGAUAAUGUGGGGCUUCAAGAACUAUUUGGCGAAUUUGGGACUGUUCUGUCUUGUAAAGUCGCUACUUUUGAGGAUGGGAAGAGUAAAGGCCAUGGUUUUGUUCAAUUUGAGUCCGAGGAUUCUGCAAAUUCUGCUAUUGAGAAGCUAAACGGCUCCAUUGUUGGUGAUAAGCAGAUAUAUGUCGGAAAGUUUGUUAAAAAGAGUGACCGAGUUUUGCCAAGCCCUGAUGCUAAAUAUACCAAUUUAUAUGUGAAAAACUUGGAUCCUGGCAUCACAGAAGAGCUUCUGCAAGAGAAGUUCUCUGAAUUUGGGAAAAUUGUUAGCGUGGCGAUUGCAAGGGAUGAAUGUGGGAGCUCAAGAGGAUUCGGCUUUGUCAAUUUCGAAAAUCCAGAUGAUGCUAGAUGGGCCAUGGAAAGAAUGAACGGCACAGAGCUUGGUUCAAAGGUUCUCUAUGUAGGAAGGGCACAAAAGAGAGCAGAGCGUGAACAGAUUUUGCGCCGUCAAUUUGAAGAGAAACGCAAGGAGCAGAUCACAAAAUUUAAGGGCUCAAAUGUAUAUGUAAAAAACAUUGAUGAUGAUGUCACUGAUGAAGAGCUGAGAGAACAUUUCAGCCAAUGUGGUACAAUUACAUCAGCAAAACUUAUGAAAGAUGAUAAAGGAAGAAGUAAGGGGUUUGGAUUUGUAUGCUUCUCCAGCUCUGAGGAGGCCAGUAAAGCCGUGAACACUUUUCAUGGAUAUAUGUUUCACCGCAAGCCAUUAUAUGUGGCUAUUGCUCAAAGGAAGGAGGAAAGACAAGCACAAUUGCAAUUGCAGUAUGCUCAAAGAAUAGCUGGAUUCCAUGGACCAUCCACUCCUGUUAUUCCUGGCGGAUAUACUCCCCUUUACUACACAGCUCCUUCACAAGUACAUCCAAGGCCUGGGAUGAUGUACCAGCCUUUGGCUAUGAGGCCAGGAUGGAGGGGUAAUGGCUUUGCACCCCCAAGCAGACCAGUCUUUCAACCAUCACAUCUUCCAGUUAUGCCUAUUAGUCAAAGACAGCACAAGCAGGGCAGAGUGAGGAUGAAUGGGCAUGUUCUUCCUCAGGGUGGUACUCAAUCUGUCUCAUAUGUUCAACAGCCCGCUCAACCACUAACUUCAUUAAAAGAUCCAAGCAACCAGCGAGCUGGGCAGGCCAAGUAUGUACCCAAUGGUCGUACAUGUGAUGUAAGCAAAGGAUCUGGAGUCUUAUCUGCUGCUCCCAAUUCCACUGGUCCAGUGUCUCAAGGAUCAGAGGUGCUGAGUAGCAUGCUUGCUGCUGCUUCCCCUGAUGAGCAAAAACAGAUUUUAGGGGAGCAGCUUUACCCACUUGUCCGGAAGCAUAAGGUAAUUCAAAAAAAAUUUACUUCUUCAGUAAUGCGGAUAAAGCUAGGUCUUCUUAUGUUUAAUGACACGUUUUAAGGUCUAUACAUAUGG